GGAAACCUUAUUCGAGACGAUAGGGAUGGUAAACAAAGCGAUGGGGUAUACGUACGAAUUGGAAUACAAAUGAAAUCAUUGCCUAUAAAGAUGAACCCGUUAGCGUAUAGGAACAACAGCAUAUGAAAGUUGGGUGGAUACUCCUAUUUAAUUGGUUUAACCAGAAACAGAGGAUAGGAUUCGAAAAGUCAACCGGAAACCGAGCCCUAACCUUUAAUUGAUGAGAAUUUCCAUACCCCUACUACUCGUAUGUAUUGGCGUGGGUUCGUAUGUAAACAUUCGUAUUGGCUUAGCAGAGCACUUCGUAUCCCGCCACAACCGAUCCUUUGCUUCCUUCUCACUCAGCUUUUUGACUCAACAGUCGUUCCCCCUGUUACACAAAGCUACGUAUACAGGGGUAGUUGUUCAUCCCUUUUGCUCGUGACAUAUCCCCUCGCUCUGUCUUCUAUUCCUUCUGUGCGUUACGUUACUAAGGCCAUCGGUCUUAUGGAAAGAGAAGGCAUAUAAUCGAUUCUUUGACCGGCUUUGCUUCUUUCGUGAUUCACGUAGAUUGGAAUUCACUUUCUUUAGGGCAUGGCUAGUUUCGGGUUUUCUAAAACCAUCGCCCAACUCUUUCUUAUUCAGACACGCCAACUGAUAUGUUGGAUUAACAAGCUAGGGAAUAAUUGGGGCUUAUGUGGACCCCUUCCCUUUAAUUUAAGAAAGAGGUCUUCCUAGCUGACUUGAAACUAGAUCUUCUUCCGAGUUUCGUUCUCUAUGGCUUGUGAAUUGCUGUACUGCCUGUUUCACUCUCUUCUAAGGGAUCUCCUCCUAUGGAGGUAUGUAAAGUGGGUUCUAUCGCAUUUUCCAUCUUAGGGCGAGCAAUAUAAGCAAUUCUGGUAUCAACAGAUACAUUGUUUGGGAAAGAAAGUGAAAACAAUAGAUCCAAUUCUGGGUUUUGGGGAUGGAUUUCUCACAACCCUGAGGUGCUUGCUAAUCUCUCGGACGAGUCGAUGUCAAUAGCAAUUCUGAUGAAACAUCUUAAACAUCUUUAGUGCCUUUUGCCUUUGAGCUCAAUCGAUCAGAAGAAAGGGAAUAUAACCUGCCCCUCAUUGUCCUUCAAUCAUGGUGCAAUGAAUAUCGUAGAUAGAGUGAUUUCGAUCUCAUAUAGCUAGCUUUCCUUUCAAAGUGAAACGAUUUUCCUUUUACGUUGAGAUAUUUGAAUUGGAUUUUCUUUCACCACUACUAUCGUAACGCACAGAAAACACUGACGUUUCCGCUCGCUUUCAACCACUGCCACUUUACCUGAGCACUGUGACGCAGUCGGUCAAGUAUUGAGUUUCUGCUAGUAUAUCAAGGACUUAUGAGAACUGAAAAGAAAAAAACGAAAAAAGGAAUUCUCAUAGUUCAUUGAAUUAAGGGAGGGCCAUUCGUGGGGGGUUCGUGGAAGAGUUGGGUUCGAUUCCCUUUAUACGCGAUGUGGCGAAAAAGACUGAUUCAACGAAAUAUGCCAUGCCAGCAUUAAGAUUUAAAACGUGUCGUCUACUUCCAGGAAAUGUUCGGAACAGAGAACUUUCUCUAAUCCAACGCCGUAUUCUCCGAAGAUUGAGGAACAAGAGGAGAUCCAUUAAAAGAAAUCUUUCUCGGAGAGAAAAUCGAAACAGUAACAUCAAAUCACAAACUACACGAAAGUUGUCUCUUUAUUAUGGGGAUUUACCCAUAAGGGAGAUGCACAGAGGAAGAGAACUAACUUCAUAUAUCCCUUUUUUACUCAAUCAAGAAACAAGAUCGGACGUGAUUCCGGUUCGUCUCCAUUUUAGUGACACUCUUCCUCAAGCAAGGCAGCCGAUAAGUCAUCGAAGGGUUUGUUUGAAUAAUGGACUGGUAACCAUUACUCAUUUGAAAGUUUCCCACGGUGAUCUAAUAUCUUUUAAAGAAAAUGACGCGAGAACCCGCGGUUUUGAAAUAAGGAGAUCUUUCUAUAUCGACAUAUCAGUUGGAAAAAUCAUAGGCAAAUUCCUAUCGGCCAUAUCAGUUGGAAAAAGAAGAGGCAAAUUCCUACCGGCCAGAAUCUGGAGAAGAACAAAAAAAGAAUGGUUCCGCUUACUCACAACUCAGAGGGGAUGCCGCUUACUACUCAAAUCCAAGGAAUUGCAAAAGUUGCGUUCUUAUAUGCAAGAAGAAGACUUUGAAAGAACAAAGAAGUUUGGAUCCGCAAAAGUAUGCUUAGGCAGUUCCUUCGCUGAGCACAACAGAAUGAAGAGGAAUUUGUUUCAUUUCAAAUACUUCUUCUUAUUGAAAAGAGGGAAGGAGAAAAACCGAAAUCUUCCUACUCGAACAAUAAGUCCUUUUGUAGAAAAGUCUUCUUUAUAUAGUAAUUCGACCUAUUGCUCCGGAUCCCCGUUUACUAGGAAGAUAAGAAUCAAAAGGAUCGAACUACCUACUCAUUAUUCGGAGGUGAAUCAUAGAACACUAAAAGCUGUGGUAUCUUAUGGACCUAACAUAGGUCACAUCCCUCACGACAUAAGAUUGAAAGAUCCAAACCUUCCUCUUCGGAGCGGAAACGGACGUGGCCAAAACAUAUAAAAAAAGAUCGGCCUAGUCGCUCAUAGGGACAUAUCUAUCCGGAUAGAGGAUAGUCUAGAUCAAUUUUGAGAAAAAUCUCUCUCUAUAUAGAUAGGUAUCUCUGUGGAUAGAGAUAAAGAUAGGGAUCCCUAUAAAUCGAAAUAUAUGGAAAAAGUGCACUUUUUGACUACUACUACUAUUUCUUAGACUUUUUCAAGGAAACAUCGUUUUUUCGAUUUUGACUGAAUUGGUCGGAGCGUAGACGAGCAAGCAGAGCCCAGGAAAGAGGUCAGAUCGUCAUAGAGCAGUCGACUAUAAGUAUAAGACUGCUGGCCUGAGAGAAGGCAGUCUCUCUCGGGAAACAUGGCCCAAUUUCUCUUCUUUCUUUUCACA
This is a messenger RNA of Triticum aestivum (bread wheat), 2937 nucleotides long. Its product is annotated as ribosomal protein S4, mitochondrial-like. The coding region runs from base 1492 to 2565 and encodes 357 amino acids. The transcript has a single exon. Gene Ontology annotation, biological process: ribosomal small subunit biogenesis. Lineage: Eukaryota; Viridiplantae; Streptophyta; Magnoliopsida; Poales; Poaceae. Gene Ontology annotation, cellular component: small ribosomal subunit. Gene Ontology annotation, molecular function: structural constituent of ribosome; rRNA binding. The record is from RefSeq and is a predicted model, not a curated record.